GGAAAGUGGUGUGGUGCGGUGUUGAGCAUGGCGAAGAGCGAAGAUAAUGGGAAGAAGGAAGGGAGCAACUUGCUUGGUUCCCCAACCUUUAAAGAGUUAGGAAACGGGCGUUUCAAGUGCGUAGAAACUGGGCACGAAGUCCUCUCCAAAGACAUUGAGUCCUACUCUCACAGCAAAAAGUGCCGUUUGGGUCUCAUCGAUUUUUCUUUGUCCAACAACAAACCCCCUCUCAACAUGUUCAAACAAGACCCUCUCUCCCGUUCAAAGUUGAUAUGUAAGCUAACCGGAGACAAUGUCAAUAAGUCUGAAGAGCAUAUCUGGAAGCAUAUGAGUGGGAAAAGAUUUCUCAAUAAAUUAGAGCGAGAAGAAGAAGAGAAGCUGUCAUGUCAUGGAAUGGAAGGUCAGGAAAGCUUGCAGGAGCCGAAAAGUGCAGAUGAUGGGAAAAAGGAUAGAAUAAAGAAGAAGAAGAAAAAGAAUAAGGACAAGGCAGUUGAAGAGAUUAUUUCUGAAGUUAGGAAGUCUUCUAAUGAGGACAGUCACAGUGAUACAGAAGAGGAAGAUUUCUGGAUGCCUCCUGUUGGUGAUCGUUGGGACCAUGAUGAUGGAGGGGAUCGAUGGGGUCCAGAUUCAGAGUCAGAGCAGGAAACUGAAGAGGGAGAUGUAAUUGAUGGUGCUGCUGAUGAGGAUUGCAAGAUGUCAGAAGAGUUGUCAUCGAGGACGAAAAGAAUGUCAAUAGAAAUUGGACCAAGCAGCUUUGCCACAAGAAAGAAGAAAAGUAAGAAGAACCACCAAUCUUAGUAUUUGUUGGUCAGUCGAGUUUAGUUAAGAGAACUGCAAGACAACUUUUGCAGCCAUUGUAUGAUUUAAGGUAUGUCAGCCCGGUCAUUUGCAUUGUGAUGCAGAGUGGAUAUGGGUACAAAAUACAUCUUCAUCUUGAUUGUUCUUUUAUUGAGAAGCCAUUUUUGGGUUAAUUUGUAUGGCAAGCAUCAUAAAAGUGGAUUAAAUUAUUAGUCUUCAAGAUAAACAUGCAGUCAUAACCAUGUUUUUUAUAUUAUUUAAGGUUCAUGGUUCUUUAU
Molecule: messenger RNA, 1076 nt
Organism: Abrus precatorius (Indian licorice)
Lineage: Eukaryota; Viridiplantae; Streptophyta; Magnoliopsida; Fabales; Fabaceae
Product: surfeit locus protein 2
Exons: 5
Coding region: 28-798 (256 amino acids)
Source: RefSeq, a predicted model, not a curated record